GACUUUCUGGAAAGUGUGUACAACAUGGCACAGAGACCAUAUGUCAUUGUUGGUCUGCACUUUGACCAGGAGGUGAACCGAUACAAGGGGAAGAAUUACCCAAUCAUGAAUAUCCACGAGAGGACACUCAGUGUGUUAGCCUGCAGAUAUGUGUCGGAGGUAGUGAUAGGAGCACCGUAUUCUGUGACUGCAGACUUACUGGACCACUUCAAGGUUGACCUUGUCUGUCAUGGAAAGACUGAAGUAAUGGUGGAUAAGGAUGGUGCUGACCCUUAUGCAGAAGCCAAGCAACGCAACAUCUUCAAAACCAUCCACAGUGGCAAUGAGCUCACUACAGAUCACAUUGUUCAAAGAAUAAUCAAGAACAGGCUGCUGUUUGAAGCGAGGAAUCAGAAGAAGGAAGCGAAGGAGCUGGCGGCUAUCCAGGCCGUCAGGAAGAGGAACGAACAGCUGAAGGAAGAUGUCCCUGAUGAGGGCAGCAAUGAAUAGACUUUUCUGACAAAACUGAAAUAUCCACUUGUGAUGUUUGUUUACACCAACACACUACAUUUUACAAACACUUUCUUUAACACUCGGUUUUUAAGGUUUACCGUGUUUUGGCAUUUUAACUUUACAAUGCAUUUUACUUGACAAAAUAUGAAUACUUUUUAAUAGUUCUAACCGCUAAAAUGAUGUGCACUGAAGGGCAUUCUAAAGACUUUGCAUGUACUAAACCAAAUUACUUGUAAAUAUCCAAAUAACUGUGAUUAUAGAGUCCCGCGCUGUAAAAACAAAUCCGUUCUAUGUGUAAUUUAAAUUAGUUAUAAAUUCUAUUUAUUCUUGUUCUGUUGACUUGGAGAAAGUCUAACACUGUAGACUAUUCAAAUAUCUUAUGUUUUUGCAGAAAAUGGAUUUUAUAUAUAUAAUAUAAAUAUAUAUAUCAUGCUUAUUUCUAUUUAAAGAUUUUUUUUAAGAUCAACAAUUAAAAUACAAGCGUUGUUGGUGUUUUCUAAAUUUUAGACUUUAACUGGUCCUCAGAUAGUGAAACAUGAUUUUAUUUUAUCCUGGUCUGGAAGGCAAUUGACUCACCCCUUGUUGUUCUCUAGACCCAUAAAAUUAUGAGCCAAAUUCCAUUUUGUUCUCUCCUCCACAAUGUAGCUGAAUGGAAAGUUGAGGCAUUUCAUUUCAAACUCUUUUUUACUACAAUCCCUGGGUGCAGUGUGUGUUCGGAAUUUAUUCUCUGGGAGUGUACAAUAUUGAAGGUCCCAGUGUCGAGUUACUGUCACCAUUAUGCACAGUUGAUGUGAUCUCAAACGGUUUGCAAGUGAAAUCUGAAUCAAUGUUUAAAAAAAAAUAAAAGCCAGCAUGUAUGCAGGGUAGCAUGUUAAACCUAUUCUUCCACUACACUGGGGUUGGGAGGGAGGGCGGCAAAGAAACUUGGAGCAAAUUCUGAAGACUUUUGAGGGGCAUCGUAUAAUGAAAA
This is a messenger RNA of Callorhinchus milii (elephant shark), 1462 nucleotides long. RefSeq names its product ethanolamine-phosphate cytidylyltransferase-like. The record is from RefSeq and is a predicted model, not a curated record. Lineage: Eukaryota; Metazoa; Chordata; Chondrichthyes; Chimaeriformes; Callorhinchidae. Gene Ontology annotation, biological process: phosphatidylethanolamine biosynthetic process. The transcript has 6 exons. Gene Ontology annotation, molecular function: ethanolamine-phosphate cytidylyltransferase activity. The coding region runs from base 25 to 489 and encodes 154 amino acids. Gene Ontology annotation, cellular component: cytoplasm.